AUGUUGUUCAAUAACAAGAACGGCAACAGCAAUGACGAGCAAAAACCCAAUGUUAUUCACAACGACGUCAAGAGUGAUGCCGCAUCCAGUCUCUCUGUAGAUCAUGAAAAAGGUGGUGUUGGUUUCCAAAAGCCAUAUGUCAAGACAGAAGCUGAAAAGCGUCUAGUGAGAAAAAUUACAUACACUAUCAUGCCCUUGGUGUCUUGGAUCAUUAUUGUACAGUUUGCCGACAAAGCAGCUUUGAGCGUUUCAGCCGUACUUGGUAUCUAUGAAGACACGCAAAUCACCGGUUCACAAUUCAGCUGGCUUGGAUCACUCUUCUUUUUGGGUCAUCUUGUUUUCCAGCCCCUUAACAGUUACUUCUUACAACGUUUUCCGAUCGGCCGCUAUAUGGGCGUCUGCAUUAUUCUAUGGGGUGCGGUUAUGCUUUUCACCGCCCUAUGUCACACGUUUCCAGAACUUGCAGCCGUCCGUUUCCUUUUGGGCUUUUUUGAAGCUGCAUGCAUGCCCACAAUCUACCUCUUGGUCAACACCAUGUACCGUCGAUCUGAACAAACGACCUACUUUGGUGUAGUCACCAUGUGCUUUGGUAUGGGCUCUGUGGUCGGUAACUUGGUUGCUUUUGGUAUCUCGCACAUGGGCACUCGCUUGAACAUUGAAAUGUGGCGGUGGAAUCAUAUUGUAUUUGGCUCAAUUACCGUGUUCCUGGGUCUCCUGGCGUUCUUCUUCCUCGCCGAUAACCAGCGAUCCAAACUCUUGCGCCUGACGGAAGAAGAAAAGGUCAUUGUCGAGGAACGUAUCCAGGAUAAUGCUGUCGUUCGUAACGUGGAAAUCAAAAAGUACCAGAUCGUCGAAGCACUCAUGGAGCCGCGUUUGUGGUUGAUGUGCAUUGCUGCCAUUGGUUUGCAGAUCCAAAAUGGCGGUUUGCUUGUGUUCAGUGCUCAAUUCAUCAAGGGUCUUGGUAGCUUUUCGUCUGGCGAAUCGAUCUUGCUUAAAAUGCCUGGUGGCGUCGCUUCCACCCUAGGUACUAUCCUUGCCACUCUUGUUGCUCGACGCACUAAUCAAGUAUGCUUGACCGGCAUCAUGAUGGCCAUCAUCAGUUUGAUCGGAUGCAUUGUGUUAGCCGCUAUUCCUGAUGGCGCCGUCAAACUCCUGGGUUAUUACUUGAGCUGGGCAAGCACCGGUGGCUAUGGUCUUCUUGCCACUUCCGUUGGCAACAAUGUGUCUGGCUACACAAAGAAGAUUUUCUACAAUUCCAUGCUUGUCGUCUUUUACACCCUUGGUAACUUCAUUGGACCACUUAUCAUGUUGGAGAAGGAGGCUCCACGAUACAUUGGUGCCAUGAUUGGCUUUUGCGCCGGCAAUGGUGUGGCCAUUGCGUGCUUCUUCACUCUCCGAGCCCUGAUGAUGCGUGAGAACAAGCGUCGUUUGGCUAACCCACCAGAUGCCCCAACAGAUGCUCACUUGGAUUUGACCGACAAAGAGGACAAAAACUUUUUGUUCAGAUUGUAA
This is a messenger RNA of Zychaea mexicana, 1512 nucleotides long. Its product is annotated as major facilitator superfamily domain-containing protein. Gene Ontology annotation, cellular component: plasma membrane. The coding region runs from base 1 to 1512 and encodes 503 amino acids. The record is from RefSeq and is a predicted model, not a curated record. NCBI's taxonomy places the organism in Eukaryota, Fungi, Mucoromycota, Mucoromycetes, Mucorales, Lichtheimiaceae. Gene Ontology annotation, molecular function: dipeptide transmembrane transporter activity; allantoate transmembrane transporter activity. The transcript is spliced from 6 exons. Gene Ontology annotation, biological process: tripeptide transport; allantoate transport; transmembrane transport.